AUAAAGGUGAUAAAUGUGAAGAAGAGAAAAAAAAUGAGCAACCUACAUUCAGUGAUUCUAAUAGUUUUAUCAUUUUUUUUAUCAUUUGGAAGAGGUAUGGAUUACUACAAAAGAUUGGGUAUAAAGAGAAAUGCAACUAAAGAAGAUAUUUCAAAAGCAUAUAGGAAGUUAGCUAAAGAAUAUCAUCCUGAUGUGGCUCCUCAUAAGGAAAAGGAAUUUAUAGAAAUAGCUAAUGCAUAUGAAACCUUGUCAGAUCCAGAAAAAAGAAAAUUAUAUGAUAUGUAUGGUGAGAAUUAUGCAGAUGGUGGUGCUGGAGGAGGAGCCGAGGGAGGAGGAUCAGGAGGAUUUGGAAAUGGAUUUCAUUUUGAUCAAGAUGUUGUUAAUGAAAUAUUUAGACAAUUUACUGGUGGAGCAGGAGGAGGAAGCAGCGGUCGUGGAGGAAAUUUUCAUUUUAAAUUUACAUCAUCUGGUGGUAGUAGUGGUGGAGGAGGAGGGUUUCCAAAUUUUGGACAUCACUUUGAAGAAGAAUAUGAAGAUAUAUAUAAAAACGAAGUAUUAAAAAUAAAUUCUCAAAAUUAUGAUAAAGUAAUUAAUGAUAUUACAUAUUCUUUAAUUAUAAAUUUUUAUUCACCAUCAUGUUCACAUUGCAAAUCUUUUAAAAAAAAGUAUUUGAAAAUUUCUAAAAAAUAUGAUGGAUACUUAACAUUUUCAGUAGUUAAUUGUCAAGAAGAGAAAAGUUUAUGUCGUAAGUAUAACGUGAAAUCAUUGCCACAUAUUAUAUUGUUAAAAAAAAAUAAAACGUAUGAAACAUUUUAUGGUAGUAGAAAUGAAGAUAAUAUAAUUACAUUUAUAGAAGAAAAUAUAGCAUAUGUAUAUACAGAAAUUACAAGUCAGAAGAAAUUAGAUAAAUUUUUAACAAAAAAUGCAGAAACACCGAAAGUUUUAUUUUUUAUUUCGUAUAAUGAUGAUAUAGUAAUGCUGAAAGCUUUAUCCAUAGAAUUUGAAAAAAGAAUAGACAUGGGUGUUAUAUACAGUUCUAAUUAUAACAUUAUGCAGAUUUUUAAUAAAAGAAAUAUUAACACCCCAUCUCUUUUACUUGUUGAAGAUAUUGAUAAACUGUCUGGUGAUUUAACCUUUUUGAAAAUUUUUGAUUUUAAUAUUUUAUCACUUAAAUUAAGUCACAUUGUGGCUCAAAAUAGAUUAAAAAAUAAUUUAUAUGGACAUAUUACCUCUUACCAAGAAUUAACAAAAAAGAAAUAUGAAUCAGGUCAAUGUCAUGAAAAGGAUUCUCAAAUAUGUUUUUUAAUUUUCAAAUUAUUAAAACAGAGUUAUAAAAAAUUUGAUGAAGACAUAAAAAAUAUUGCAAAUAAAUUUGCCAAUGAUCCGCUAAAAAUAUUUUAUAUAAAUAUUUAUGAACAACCAUAUAUUUUGGAUUCUUUUGGUCUCACCAAUGAUUGUAAGCAUGCUAAUUGCCUCUAUUUGGUAGCAUUCAGACCUAAGAGACAGAAGUUUCGUCUAUUUGAUGGAGAAGUCAGUGUACAAAGCUUGAAUAAGUUUGUUGAGGAUGUGGUUAGUGGAGGGAUAUCCAUCAAUCAGGUUGUGAAACGAGGGAUUCGCUUCAUCCAAACGUCGAAAUAUUCGGAUGAAUUGUAA
Molecule: messenger RNA, 1653 nt
Organism: Plasmodium gonderi
Lineage: Eukaryota; Apicomplexa; Aconoidasida; Haemosporida; Plasmodiidae
Product: DnaJ domain containing protein
Exons: 1
Source: RefSeq, a predicted model, not a curated record